AUGAAUACCAACUCUCAUUACCGAUGUAUUGGAAAGGGGUUUUGCGGCAGUAUAUGGGCUUCUGAAGACAGCCAGGACGUUAUAUGCACCGCUAUCAAGCGCGAAGAUGGUGGGCCCGGCCUAUCAGUCACAAAUGACUACAACAUGCACCUCCUCGUUCUUCAAGGGAUCCUAAAAUACCUCCCCUCAACGCCUCUAUCCAUACCACAAUGUCAUGCGCUGGUCCAACCGACAGAUGUAUGGUGGCAAACACGCCUGCACCAGUUUCCUGUGGGCUACUCCGCUUGCAGAGCGCUCAUUUCAGAGCGCAUUCCAAGGAUACCGAGACAGAUCAGUGACAAAAUCGUGGACCUCUUCUGCGCUGGGAACGAGCCGCUGUCCAAGUUUGUGAAAAACAACCCUGACGAUGAUGCAUGCUUGAUCAGGCCAUAUCUGGGGCGUCGUCGCCAUCAAAGAGAAACGGCAAGCACAUCGCGCUUCCAGCGAUUCAGUCUCCGCAAUGUGCCCCUUCACAUCGACCAGAUGGAGGCUCUCGGUCUUGACGCCAAUGCCUACGCAGCGACCAUGGCAGAAGCUCUCGCACUGAUGCAUUGGGUUGCACGAAUCGACGCGAAUGACGUUGAGUUUGUUCUGGCGCCUCCCCGAGGAGCUGAAUCUCCACCUUCGCCCGUUUUCCAAUCAGACUAUUUGGGCACGCACUGCCUAUGGAUCCUCGACUUCGACUGUUGCAGACCACUCUCGAUGGACGAAGCCGGUGUUGAGCAAGCCUGUGUGGCUUUCUAUAAGAACGACCCUUUCUAUCCAAGGCCGGGGGGUGGGGAAGCUGACGAAGAGCUGUGGAAGGUGUUCAAGCAUAAGUUCUUGAUGGCCAGCCGGGAGAUUCUGGGGAGAAAUAGCAAGUACGAAGUUCUCGCGGAGGAUUUAAUGAAGAGAAUUGAGGAGGAGGGUCAAUUGAGGAAGAAAAGGAAAUCGGAAAUUGGGCGGUGA
Molecule: messenger RNA, 987 nt
Organism: Didymosphaeria variabile
Lineage: Eukaryota; Fungi; Ascomycota; Dothideomycetes; Pleosporales; Didymosphaeriaceae
Exons: 1
Coding region: 1-987 (328 amino acids)
Source: RefSeq, a predicted model, not a curated record